GUAUCUCGAAGACUGUAGAAAGAUGUCGCAAACGGCGAAGAAACGAAAAUGCGAUAAAACCCGACAGGACAACCUUUAUUUUGAUAGCUAUUCAGAUGUGACAAUUCAUGAAGAAAUGAUAGCGGACCAUGUACGAACCAACACGUACAGACUAGCCAUUUUGACGAAUAGCGAGUCAAUUCGAGGUAAGGUUGUACUGGACGUGGGGGCAGGAACCGGCGUUCUGAGCAUGUUCUGUGUACAAGCCGGCGCCAAAAAGGUGUACGCAGUCGAAGCGUGUUCCAUCGCCGAACAAGCUGUGAAAAUUAUCAAACACAACAGCAUGGACGACACAAUCCAAGUCAUAAGAGGCACUGUCGAGACUGUGGAGUUACCGGAAAUGGUGGAUGUGAUUGUGAGCGAGUGGAUGGGUUAUGCUCUCCUGCACGAGUCAAUGCUCAACUCGGUCCUGUACGCUCGCGACAAGUGGUUGAAAAAUCCCGGCGGGGUUAUUCUGCCCAACAAAGCCGAACUCUUCAUCACACCCAUCAGCGAGCCAGUGGUGGAGGACCGCUUAUACUUCUGGUACACGCUCAAGGACAAGUACGGCGUGGACAUGUCCUGUAUGAGUGACUUUGCCAGAAAAUGCAUCAAGAACUCGGACAUUUCUGUCAGCCCGGUCACCGCCGAGGACGUGCUCUCCCACCCUGCCCGCUUCGCCGAGCUGGACCUGUACACGGCCACGGUGGAGCAGAUGCGGUCGGUCAAGGGUCACUUCAGGUGCGAGUCUUUCGGCUCUGCGGCAGUGAACGCUUUCUGCGUCUACUUCACGGUCUCCUUCCCCUGCCCGGACAAACCGCAAGCGCUCGUUCUGUCCACGUCCCCGUUCAAGCCCGAAACCCACUGGAAGCAAGCGGUUCUGUACCUGGAUGAGCCCGUGGACGUGAUGCAAGACACCCUGGUGAGCGGUGAGGUCAACAUGUACCCCUCGGAGGAAAGUGACAGACAUAUAUGCAUUCAUCUGGAGUACACCGUCGGACAGCAGAAAACACAGUCUAAGACUUUCUCUAUCCCCGACUGGACCGCUGAGACGCUGUCGUAGUUUACUGUCCUCGAACUCGCCCCGAAAGGAGCAUUAUUAAGAUUGUAGUUCUCAAUGUUUCAGCGCUCAUUCAUGGAUGGCAAUAUUUUGCAAGUGGCACAUUUUAUUUGGUGACAUCUCAGUGCAUUGCACACAAAUCCUGUAAAAACGUUUCAUGAAUGUGUCGGAAAUAAAGUGUUUGACUGUAAUUUGGAUGGUGAUUUACUCCUUAAAGUAGCCCGUAGUGGCUGCUAACAGUGCAGUUUGACUCGUCAAACGUCAGAAUCCGAACCAAAGCCAUGUCUAUAAUAUCCUGUCUGGGUCUGCAACGAGCCGUUGUUAUUGUGUUGAUCCAUCUGAAGAUGGGCCUUUGGAUUAAUCCAGUAAUCGGUUGUGCCCGAGAACAGGAGUGUCCAAACUCUCUCCACCCAUUCGUAUUUUUGAUAAAAACACAUCUGGAUCUCAGCUUUGACGUACGGGAGACGAAAAAGCAUAUUAGUAUGAACUUCACUCCACUCAUUUUUG
This is a messenger RNA of Dunckerocampus dactyliophorus (ringed pipefish), 1585 nucleotides long. RefSeq names its product protein arginine methyltransferase 6 (gene prmt6). Gene Ontology annotation, biological process: peptidyl-arginine methylation. Lineage: Eukaryota; Metazoa; Chordata; Actinopteri; Syngnathiformes; Syngnathidae. Gene Ontology annotation, molecular function: protein-arginine N-methyltransferase activity. The record is from RefSeq and is a predicted model, not a curated record. Bases 23 to 1081 code for a protein of 352 amino acids. The transcript has a single exon.